Molecule: messenger RNA, 339 nt
Organism: Protopolystoma xenopodis
Lineage: Eukaryota; Metazoa; Platyhelminthes; Monogenea; Polystomatidea; Polystomatidae
Source: the annotation of a GenBank genome assembly
GCCGUAUCUCUUUCUCUCAACCCCACUUCAUAUGGCCCAUCUACUUAUUCGCAUAAGUCUGUGCUCUCGUGUCCUCUAAGGUCGCAACAAGUGGGUUUAAGGAAGCGUGACAAUCUCCAUCACCGGAACCAAGUGCAGUUUGCAGGGCUCCUGACCUCCAUUCUGUCCACCCUUUUUUCCCCAGCCGCUUAUCAAAUGGCCGCUGCUAAACAACAAAAUCACUGCUUGGCCUUCAUCCUGGUCCUCGAUUACGCCAUAUUCGAGGAUGAUGCCCAUGACCAUGCCGACGGAGAUGUCAAUGCCUGGGAAUCUUCCUUUCCCUGGGCUUCAAACCCAUGA